Molecule: messenger RNA, 599 nt
Organism: Saprolegnia parasitica CBS 223.65
Lineage: Eukaryota; Oomycota; Saprolegniomycetes; Saprolegniales; Saprolegniaceae
Exons: 5
Coding region: 8-562 (184 amino acids)
Biological process (GO): axonemal dynein complex assembly
Cellular component (GO): cytoplasm
Molecular function (GO): dynein intermediate chain binding; protein-folding chaperone binding
Source: RefSeq, a predicted model, not a curated record
CCAAAAUAUGACGGCCUACAACGACCUGCUCGCGCUGAGCGACCUCCUGCGCCACGACAACGACGCCGACGACGACGAGCGCUGUGAUAAGCACCCGUCCGUGACGCCGUCGACGAUCGCGGCCCACGCACUGCCACGAGAUGCCAUGCUUCGGCCCAUUGGCCAGAUCAAGCAGAAGGACCCGAAAGCCAUCUGGGACGACGACGAGGUCUUGAGCGAUGCGGAAGACGAUGAUGAUGGCGAUGCUCGCAAGCGCCCAAGGCACGAGAUACUGUACAAGCAAGACGUCAUGACAGAAGACGUGUUUUUGGGCCUCGGCGACAAGGAUCCGUCGACGGCCCACUGCGACGCCAUCGUGGUCAAGAUCCAAUUUCCAGGUCACAAGCGUCGCGAAAUCGACCUCGACGUCAAGGCCCAAAAGCUUGUGGCCCAGUCGUCGAAGCUAAAGCUCUCGACCUACCUUCCCCACCCUGUCAAGUACAAGGAGGGAAAAGCGCAGUGGGACGGCAAGACGGAAACGCUGCUCGUGACGCUCCCCAUCAUCCGUGACAACGAGUGGUAAAUUCAAUUUCAAAAGAUAGCAAUGUGCCCUUCUCGUA